AGCCCCCGGCACCGCGCCGCUACGACCUCGUAGCAAUGUUCUAUUCACCUGUAUAAAUACCCACCGCUGUUGUAUUAUUUGACUCUAAAUUACAGAGUGGCUGUGUUGUUUUUGUGGACAUGACUAUUAUUAAGUGACGAUGAACGUUUUGUGCUGUGGUUUUAACCUGUGCCGCUUUUAACAGGAGAAUGUGGCGAUUAGCGCCACUAGUGACGCGACUCCUGAUCGUGUCACUGGUGGCGCUCGUGUUCGCGGACGGGGCCGACGGCACCUCUGUGGCGACGCUGACGCGGGGGCCCGCCCCCCGCCCCACGGCGCCGCUGCCCCGUAAGCAGCGCCCACGCAAGCGGCGCACCACCACCACUACUACCACCCUGGAGCCGGAGGAGGACGAGGAUGACGUCACCACGCAGCCUACCACCACCACUGUUGAUCCUAGGAUGUUUGACCACACGGAGCUGGGCACGUGCGAGGCGCCGCUGGGCAUGGAGAGCGGCAUGAUCUCCAACGAGUCGCUAUCGUCCAGUUCCAACUACGACCUCAGCGUGUCGCCACUCAGCUCCAGGAUACGGAGCGAACUGCGCGGCGGCGCGUGGUGUCCCAACGGGCUGAUCUCGCCGCGCAGCCGCGAGUACCUGGAGAUCGACCUACAGGACGAGUAUCUCAUCACCGGCACGGAGUCUCAGGGUCGGUUCGCCAACUCGGUGGGAGUCGAGUUCGUCGAGAGCUACUCGGUCGAGUACUACCGUGCUGCUCUCAAUCGAUGGGUCAAAUACAAGGAUUUUAAUGGUAGCAGGUUGAUACCUGGAAAUGUGAACACGUACACGCCCCGGAAGACGAUAUUGGAGGCGCCGUUCGUCGCGUCGAAAGUCCGCUUCUUUCCUUACGCUGCCCACCCCAGAACGGCGUGCAUGAGGGUCGAACUUUACGGGUGUCUGUGGAAACAAAAUCUAGUUGCCUAUUCUGCGCCCAAGGGUGGAGAUAUGCAGGCCAUGACGGGGGGAGCGCGGUUUGAGGACCUGGCAUACGACGGCGUGCAGCGCGACGGCAGACUUCUGGAUGGGCUCGGCCAGAUGACGGACUCGCUCUUGGGUCCCAACGAUUUUGAACAACCUGACCCUUUAGAUACACAAGGGACUCGUUGGGUUGGCUGGAACAAAUCAAUGCAAGCGGAUGACGAAGUUGAGCUCACGUUCAAUUUCAGCACGACGCGACUGUUCUAUCAUGUUGACAUCCACACAAACAACAUGUUUACCAAAGAUGUGCAGUUAUUCAAAGAGGCCGAAGUAUACUUCUCCCUGGAGGGAGAGAGAUGGCAAGAGGAGUUCAUUUCUCACGAGCCGAAGCAGGACCGUGUGUCGGAGCACGCACGUAUGGUGCACGUCCCGCUGCAGAACCGCACGGCCAAGCACCUCAUGCUGCGGCUCAAGUUCCAGCACGAGUGGAUCCUCAUCAGCGAGAUCACCUUCAAGUCAGUUUCCACCGUGAUAAACGCCUCAGCGGAAUUCCUGGACGAAUACUACCGCACGGACAUGCCGCCGUCGUCACGCAAGAAGCGCAACUCGUCGUUGCGCGUGAGCGUGGGCCUUGCGUGCGGCGCGCUGGUCGGCGCAGGCGCCUUCAUCGCCGCCACCGUGGUGCUACUAGCUAAGAGGACCAGGCGGAGGAUACCCAACAUGCUGAAGAAACCGUUUUGCCCGUCGCUACGGAACGCUACGUCUAACUCUAGGAACAACCGAAGGGCCCCACGGCUCGCGUUGGCUCUUGCUAAUUGUCCGCCUAUACACAUGCUCAGGCCUGCAGUCGUCGAUGAGGAUUAUAGAGAGCCCUACAAUAUAUGGAGGGAGACCCUCGGCCGGCGCGACAAGCACGACGCCCAUGAUCAAAACGAAUACAACGAAAUCUGCGAAGACCCAGAAUUCCCGCGCCCCUACAUGAUGAAACGCCCCGACCCACACGAGAGCUUCUACGCCGCCACUGACAUCAUACACCAUACAUACCCUGAAGAGCGGACCUGCCGGCGCGAGCGGCCAGCGCCUGGGCUCUUUACGUCCAUAAAGCUGCCGGAAGCGGAGCCCCCAAACGGAGUGGCGCCCCUGCUGGACUUCCCGCGGGGGCGCAUGCGACCAGUCACCUUCCUCGGCGAGGGCCCGUAUGGCAGUCUCCAGAUAUGCGAGACGGAUGGUAUCGAGGAGCUGAGCGACGAGGAGUCUCCGAGCGGUACCCGCCGCCGCCUUGUAGUUGUCAAGACUCUCUGGAGAGGCUGCCAUAACGAUAUCAAGGCGGCGUUUGCCAGAGAAGCGACGUGGGGCGCUGGGCUGAAGCAUCCACAGCUCGCCAGAGUGCUCGGCUUGAGUCUGCUCGAACCCCCGUGCGCUGCGCUCGACCGCGGCAACGCUGCACCCUUGCCUACGAUAUUGAAACCGGGCAACAAAUUGAACUAUUCGAGUUUGAUUCACAUAUGCUGUCAGAUCGCAGCAGGCAUGAAGUACCUGGAAUCAUUCGAGUUAGUACAUCGGGAUCUUUCGGCGCGCAACGUAACAGUAACUGAGGAGCUGAGCGUCAAGGUGUCUGACUACGCGAUGUUCUGCGAUGAGUUCGUGGGCGACUACCACGUCAUGGCCGACGGAUCGCGGUUCCCCCUGCGCUGGAUGGCCUGGGAGAGCCUGCUAAUGGGCAUGUAUUCACCUGCUAGUGACGUGUGGUCAUUUGGAGUCACCGUGUGGGAGGUGCUGACGUACUGCACGGCUAAACCUUUUGAAGAGAUGGACGAUGACCAGGUGGUGGCAAACGCGAGCGAGUGGACGCGGGGGCGCGGCGCGCGCGUGCCCGCGGCGCCGCCGCCACGCUGCCGCCGCGAGCUGUACGACCUCAUGCACGAGUGCUGGCGGCGCGAGCCCGCGCAGCGCCCGCGCUUCCACGACCUGCACCGCUAUCUCGAGCGCAUGACGCACGGCUUCAAGCCCCCGCACGCCACUCUUCGGUAAACACCUAACAGCCUCCGCGACCGUCAUCGCUCACCGAUCGAUCUCAUUACAUUAGAUAGUCUUUUAAUAUACUUCCCACUGAAACCCUCAUCCAGCUAGUAUUAUAUGUUUAGUUUAUAAACGCAAUGCAUAAUUUGACGGACUUUCAGUCUUUACUGUUGUUCGUCGUGCUCAGAUUACAUUAUACAUUGGCGUCCAUGUCAACGAUCUAUGUAGAGUUCUAGGUUCGAAUAUUCAGUGACGCUCGGCCUAACCGAUUGACUAGCAAAACUGAAUCGAUUUCUGGACUGCUCGAUGUGUCCAUCAUAAGAAGCAUCAACAUUUUAUAUCAGUCCAAAUUAUUAAAUUGGGAAAUAAUAAUUAAUUCGUAAGACUUUGUUAAACUGUCAUACCUACUCGUGUUUUGGAUAUUUUGACGACAGACUGAUAGGAAAAAUCGAGCAGUAUUAAGUUCAGUAUUAAAUUUACAAUAGGAUAGGUAGUAGGUUAGAGCGUGUUGCAUGUAACACGCAGCUUUGCAUUUCGCUGCGCACUGGCCGAGAGCUGGUCUCCGCGCCGGCGCCGCGGCCAGUGCGCAGCCGCGAUAAAGGGCAAUUUUAAUAAUAUUAAAAACCUUGGCAUUUCGAUGUCAGUACCUAAACCACGCAUCGUGUGCCGAGGUUUGCAAGCUAGACGUAGGUUUUUGAAUUACUUCCUACAUGUACAUUAUGCAUGCCUUUGUAUUAUUUACUUGAUGAUUGGUUCAUAUUAUCAGUGUUUUGGAAGCGAUUCAGAAACCCACAAGUCCCUUCAGCGUUGCUUCUCUAUACGGCUUGGAUACUCGUCAAUUAGAUCAAGUUACUGCGGUCAUAUGUUAUUGCGAAUUAUACUUUUUUGUAUUGUACCUAUUUUAAUGAUUAGGAAAUGAUAAGAGUACCUACUUACAUUGCCAAAUUUCCACCUUAAUCUAAAUCUUCACAAAGCAAAAAAUAUCCAAGAUUUUAUAAUUUCCGCGGCCAAUGCGCAAUCAUAAACUCUUUCUGAGGAGCCAAGCCGGCAAGAGGAUCAAUAUUGUGUAAGUAAAUGUUUCACACACUAUUUCCGCGCCCUUCGCCUAGCGCCCCACGAUCUUCCACUCACCGCCUUUACGGCAACCCUACUGGGGCUGCUCGAGUACUGGCUGCGGCUCGUCGCUGCAGUCGCCUUCUUUGAUCAACCAGGGCCUUAUAUUAUAAAAUAUCAAAUAUUCAAAAAAAAUAUUAGUUUUGUGCGCUCAGAAGGGCCACAGCACAAUACUUGUGUGCAAGCGCAAUGCAAAACUGUUCAUAUUGGAUAUACAUUCGAUAUUGAAUUAGUUCUGCUAAUACGGCCUCCGGUAACUGACUUGAAAGCGACUUUAGUCAUGAGCUUUAUUUAUAAUAUAAUUGAUUCCUGUACUCAAGUAGCCCCUUCCUAGUAUAUCCAAAUCUAAUCCUAUUUUUUUAACCUGUUUUAAAUGUUAAGGUUAUUAUUAUACUUCGGAGACGAGUCGUCUCCAGGGCGAUGUUCGCCCCCUGUGCUUCUUGUUUUCUUCGAUAGGCACUCAAAGGUUGCGCUCACACUGCAUCCGCAAAUAUCGAUAUUACCUACGACUAAGCGAAUUUAAUAAGAGAGAUAUGUAUUUUAAUAGUGAAUCGAGACGAUCGACCACGACCGUAGUAAUGGGCCAAUUUAACUGAGGGAAGAUGUUCUGCUUAUAUCCAUAUUUCCGGACGCCACGUGUGAUCAGAAUAUCUGAAGGUUGGAUGAAGCCGAAUUAUUCGUGUUACUCUAUAGCUGCCUAAUAUCGUAAUAAUAAUAAGGAAUGAUUCAAACAUAAUUAAAUCUAUAUGAAUGUUCUGUGUCAUCAAUGUUCAGUGUAAGGGUAUUCUAAGAUCCCUAACAGAGCGGCAACAUUUUAUUGACAAUUUAUCUCAAUAAAAGUAUGCAUCUCCAAGAAAAGCACUAAUUUUCAUUUAACCUGGCCCUUUAGCACAAUUUACCUUGUCGCGCGCGAGUCCAUACAUCAAGCGCGACUUCCAGUAUGGAGUCGCGCGCGACAAGGCAAGUUAUUCUAGAGGGUCUGGUGUUUGGAUCAACUCUUAAACUAUUAUUUUAUUGUUCUUUUACAUACGCAGUUUUUACGCUACUUGACUGUACCUACCUACUAGUAUGUAUAGUUUAGCUGU
Leguminivora glycinivorella is the source of this 5173-nucleotide messenger RNA. RefSeq names its product epithelial discoidin domain-containing receptor 1-like. NCBI's taxonomy places the organism in Eukaryota, Metazoa, Arthropoda, Insecta, Lepidoptera, Tortricidae. Gene Ontology annotation, molecular function: ATP binding; protein tyrosine kinase collagen receptor activity; collagen binding. Gene Ontology annotation, biological process: multicellular organism development; positive regulation of kinase activity; protein phosphorylation. Gene Ontology annotation, cellular component: signaling receptor complex. The record is from RefSeq and is a predicted model, not a curated record.